This is a messenger RNA of Sebastes umbrosus (honeycomb rockfish), 3253 nucleotides long. RefSeq names its product E3 ubiquitin-protein ligase TRIM39-like. The transcript has a single exon. The record is from RefSeq and is a predicted model, not a curated record. Gene Ontology annotation, molecular function: protein binding; ubiquitin-protein transferase activity; zinc ion binding. NCBI's taxonomy places the organism in Eukaryota, Metazoa, Chordata, Actinopteri, Perciformes, Sebastidae. Gene Ontology annotation, biological process: protein ubiquitination. The coding region runs from base 1525 to 2919 and encodes 464 amino acids.
CAUCAUCACAUAUCUGUAACUCUAAGUCAGUCUGUCCUUUUGUUCAUAAUGAAAAGAAAACCUGAGAUUCAUGUGUACAGUUCAGUCACGCCAUGAACAAAUCAAAGCUUCUUACUCAAAAAAUGAUUUAAAAAAGGGAAAAUAUUUCUUUCCGUGACAGAUUUCUGGUUGUAUUAACAAACUCCAAAGAAUAUAUAAAUACAAGGCAAAGUGAGCAUCUGUCUCGUGCUGCUGGUAAGAAAUGCUCGCCUUAGUUGCAGCUUUCACUACACAGUAGCAGGAGUUGGUUGGGCUUGACGUGCCGAGACAGCUUGUACACGACCCAAAGCCUGUUUGGCCUCACGUGGUAUGAGACUGUAAUCCAUUACCUGGAAGACAAUAAGUUAUGGGAGAGGACUAACAAACCAACUCCAAAACACACCAGAAGCCAGAAAUGGUGGAAGGUUAGGCUCAGGGCUAGCAACUCCAACUUGUAAAGAACCUUUAUGCUAUAGAAACGUUGACAACAGAAAGACAGAAUCAAAUCCUGGUACAGGAGGAUUCCUCAUCAAGAGGAAAGAUGACACUGUGUGAUGAAAGCCACAAAGUCAAGGAAGUCACAGAGCCGAACCCCCUUCUGUCAACCAGGGACAUCCGGAUUGGAACGUGGAACGUUAGGACCAUGUAUGAGACCGGAAAGACCAUGCAAAGUGAGCAAGGCUCACAUUCCCCCCCGCACACUGCUUGACCUCUACUAAAGUAAGGCCAAGGGUUUUUCCCUUUUGGAAAAAUGUCAAAAAUGUAGGGCACCCUGGACUUCUAAACCCCCGAAAGGCAAAACUAGACCAGGGCGGCCCCGUGUGCCAAGGCCUGGCCACCAGAUGCUCACCAGCAAGCUCCCCUUGCAGGUCUGGCUCCAGCGGGCGGCCCCGGCUUCCCUUUUCCGAGCCGAUUCUGGACGACUCAUGUAGGGUCUGUGAAUCACUCUUGGUCUGGCCCUUCCCCUUGGACCUGUUUGCCUUGGGGGACCCUACCAGGAGCUAUUCCCCCCGACAACACAGCUCCCAGGGUUGUAGUUUCUGAGAUACAGACAUUUUCUUUUCAUACUACCUGUAUAUCUAGUAUUUGGGCACAUGACUGCUGUGGAUAACUGUGCCAAGAGAGCAACACAUUGGAAUUACAUUCACAUUUGGUGAACAUUAACAGAAGAUCACACCCUUGGCUUGUAAGUGAUAUUGCUUCACACAGAAUUGACCUCUGGACUGAUAAAAGUCCGACUAACCCGAGAUGACGUCAUAUGAUUCUUUUCACUGAGAAGAGACAUGAUUACAAAAAAAACUUGAUUGACAAAAAAUUUGCCAUUUCGACUGAGAGAGGACGGCUACAGGAGGGAAUACUGGAUUACUGCCUCUUCAACCUAACGGUUACUCAAGAAGAAAAGACUCAAACUAACUUUGACAGUGAAAUUUCAAGAGAAGAAGGGAGUGAAAGACGACGGGCUGAGCCGUCUGCCUGCUGUGUUUUCAUCUUCACUCGGAGACUUAAAUGGCGUCCAGAUUAGAGGACGAUCUCUGCUGUACUGUUUGCCACGACAUCUUUAAAGAUCCUGUCAUCCUGUCAUGUAGCCACAACUUCUGUAAAGUCUGUCUGCAGAGCUGGUGGACAGAGAAACACGACCAAGACUGUCCAGUUUGUCAGAGAAGAUCUUCAAAGAACGUACUACCUCCUAACUUGGCUUUAAAGAACCUGUGUGAGAGGUUCCUACAGGAGAGAGCUCAGAGAGCUUCAGAGGCUCUCUGCAGUCUGCACUCUGGGAAACUCAAACUCUUCUGUCUGGACCAUCAGCAGCCGGUGUGUCUCGUCUGCAGAGAUUCAGAAAAACACACCAACCACAGAUUCAAACCCAUCGAUGAAGCUGCACGACGACACAAGAAGGAACUUCAGGAAACUCUGGAGCCCUUAAAGGAGAAGUUAAAGGUUUUUGAAGAAGUUAAAGUGAAGUUUGAUAAAACAUCAGAACACCUGAAGGUCCUGGCCCGACACACAGAGACGCAGAUUAAGGAGCAGUUUAAGAAGCUUCACCAGUUUCUAGAAGAGGAAGAGGAGGCCAGCAUGGCUGCACUGAGGGAGGAAGAGGAGCAGAAGAGUCAGGUGAUGAAGGAGAAGAUGGAGGCUGUGAGCAGAGAUAUAGCAGCUCUUUCAGACGCAGUCAGAGCCACAGAGGACGAGCUGAGAGCCGAAGACGUCUCGUUCCUGCUCAACUACAAGGCUGCAUUGGAAAGAGUCCAGCAGCGCCCCCUGCUGGAGGAUCCACAUCUGGACUCAGGAGCUCCGAUAGACCAGGCCAAACACCUGGGCAACCUCAACUACAACCUCUUGAACAAGAUGAAGGACAUGGUCUCCUACUCUCCUGUGAUUCUGGACCCAAACACUGCUGGUCCAGAACUCGUCCUGUCUGGAGAUCUGACCAGUGUGAGACGAGGAGAGAAACAGCUGCUUCCUGAUAAUCCAGAGAGGAUUGAUGAUUACCGAACUGUCCUGGGCUCCGAGGGCUUUAACUCAGGGACUCACAGCUGGGACGUCCAGGUUGGAGACAGUACAGACUGGUCACUGGGUGUGUCAGCAGAGUCGGUCCAGAGGAAGGGGGUGAGACGGUCUGGAUUAUGGAGAAUAUGGUUAUAUAAUGGUGACUACUCAGCAGCUUCCCCAUCAGGUCCAUCCUCUGUUCUCGUAGUGCAGAAGAAGCUCCAGAGGAUCAGAGUGAAUCUGAACUGGAACGAAGGAAAACUGUCGUUCUCUGAUCCUGAUAUGAACACACACAUACACACCUUCACACACACUUUCACUGAGAGGAUGUUUCCAUACAUUCACACUGUGGAGAAUCUCCCUCUGAAGGUUUCACCAGUGAAGGUCUCUGUGACUGUAGGACAACAGAAAUAGACGGUGAUGAUGUUUUGAGAGUCCGAUCUAUUGAUCGGUGAAUAACUACUCUCUUUUAGGUGAUAAACAUGGAUGAACUGCCUUCUCAAAGUUCUAUUAAAUGUCUUGGUGUAGCUGUCAUGGUGAUGUUAGAAACCACUACAGCAGCAAAUAAGAAUUUUUUUUAAUAGGGCUGUCAAAGAUAACGUGUUAAUAACACCUUAACACAAAAUCGUAGGUUUUGGAGGGUGUAGCGGGCUCAGUUUUAAAACUAGAGUGAAGACACUGGCAUCAUAUCAACCAUGUCAUACUAGCUUGUCUUGAAGGAGGUUAAAUAACGCUCCAAACUUGCGCU